This is a messenger RNA of Cylicocyclus nassatus, 3564 nucleotides long. The record is from the annotation of a GenBank genome assembly. NCBI's taxonomy places the organism in Eukaryota, Metazoa, Nematoda, Chromadorea, Rhabditida, Strongylidae.
AUGGAAUUUGAUAUUCGACAGUCCUCUGCAAAUAAAGCUUUCAUAGCCAGCAUACCUGGCGGAGACUACGAGGUUGUUCAUCCUUUCCAAAUUCGUGAUAAGAAUGAACGGAUAGGAAUUGAUACUCGCAACUACUUUCUGAAAGCAGCGGAACAUUAUCAACAUGUAACAAUUGUUAUCCGAAGUAAUGUCGCAGGUCGGAUAAAGCUGGUACUGGAGCGGAACAAUUUCAUAUUCCUCAAUCGAACUAGCUUUCGCAAGCUGGAUUCAAGUGGGGAACAUGGAUUUUCUCAACGGGUUGAGAACUGCUACUAUCAGGGCACGGUAGCCGGUGAUGCAUCAUCUUUCGUUGCGCUUUCCUCGUGCAACGGUCUGAGAGGUGUUAUCGCGUUCUCCAACGGCUCUACGUAUGGAGUUUGGCCACUUGAUGUCGGUGACCGAGGCCGUCGACAUCCGCACAUACUCUACGAAGCACAGUGGACGAAGGAAGCUAGAUGCGGAGCAUCGAUGGCUCCAAUCGAGCAUGUCAUCCGUCGCAGUGCAUUCCGAUCCCAUCGCCGACGUCAUACGCGAGAUCUAUCAAAGCAGACGAAGUAUCUAGAGUUAGCACUUGUUGGAGAUCAUGAAUAUGUGAAACAACACAGUUACUCUGAUGAGGACUCGCUGAUGUACAUGCUGGAAGCGAUCAACAUCGCCGACUUGAUGUUUUCACGAGAUCUCAAUGUUCGUCUUUCUGUUGUCUACGCGGAAAUUUGGCUAGAUGUGCAGCGAAUAGAUCUUUUCGAAGACAUCGAAAGGACAAUGAGCGGCGUGGUUGAUUAUUCUACUGGUCAUAUUUAUAGCAUUGCGAAAGACGCGACUAUUCUGUUCACUGGUGGAUCGUUUGCAAACCACGAAGCUAUCAACUCUGUAUUUCGCAGUACAUGUACAGCCCGUGCUGCAGCGAUUGUCAAGGGUAUCGAUGCGUUUGCUGCUCAGUGGACAGGCCAAUUGGUAGCUCAAGCAGUGGGUCAUCUUCUCGGUCUUGACCAUGAUACUCCAUCUUGUCAGUGUGAUACGGAUUCACCUAGUCAGCGUUGCAUAAUGAACGACAAGCCUGGAUUUUCGGGAGCACGUUUCGCCUGGCAGUUCUCGAAGUGUUCGAUUGCUCGAAUGCAUGGUGUUUGGCAGUCUGGCCAUGUGCAGUGUCUGCUCAACAAGCCUUUCCAACCCUCACAACUUCGUGAAUGUGGAAAUGGCGUCGUUGACGGGUCUGAGGAAUGUGACUGUGGUACUCGCGAGACCUGCACCGAUCCCUGCUGUGAUCCUCUGACUUGCACUUUGCGUGCGCAUGCUCAAUGCGCUGCUCAUCAUCAGUGUUGCCAUCGGUGUGAGCUACGAAAGGCUGGCGAAGUCUGUCGAAGUGCUCGUUCGCCUUGCGAUGUGGCCGAGACUUGCGAUGGCAAAUCUGGCGAUUGUCCUCCGGAUGGACAUCUGGUCGACGGUACCGCUUGCGGACGCGAUGGACAGUGUUGGCGUGGUAACUGCAGUGAUCCGCAUAAUCAGUGUCAAAUGAUCUGGGGUGAAGGAGCUCGUAUUGCCGACGACGAAUGCUUCAAACAAAACAUCCGAGGUCAUGAAUACGCUAAUUGCGGCUCGAGUGACAGCACCGGUUCGUAUCGCCCGUGCCAAGCGGAGCAUAUCCGAUGUGGCACACUGCAUUGUCAAGACGGUGGUGUCACUCCAUUGCAGACAUCCUUGAGAGCGUUCACCUUCCAGUUCCAGCAGAAUGAGAAACAGGUACAGUGCAAGUCAAUUGCUGAAACGAAUGUGGGACUUGUGCAAGAUGGAUCCACUUGUGGCUCUGGUCGAGUGUGUGUUGCUGGAUCGUGCGUGGAAAUGACUUCUGUUUCCACUCCUGUCACCUGCCCAUCGAACAAUCAUGCGCUGCAGUGCUCCGGUCAUGGAGACUGUACCACUACAUCUCUUUGUGUCUGUUUUGCUGGAUGGACUGGUUUGGCAUGCGAUACUCGCUCAAACAGUACUCAUAUCAAGAAUCGUGGCCAGUCGCGCAACAUCGUCAUCGUCCCAUCUAUUGCUGAAGGAAAAACUUUGGAUACUGCUACUCUUCUUGGAAUCUUGCUGCUUGUGGGUGUUGUCCUAUUGCUGCUACUUGUCUGUUUGCUGUUCUGCUACCGGCGACGAUCAGUCGUAGAGAUUCCUACAUCAUCUGAUGAAAAGUUAAAUGAGAGUAUGCCGGAUCAAACACAGCGCUCUAUCAAAUUUGGCAGUAUGCCAAGCUGGAGAGAUGAAAAACGAAGGCGAAAAAGCAAUAAACACGUUUACGGUGCCCUAAACCGUAUCACUGAGGCCGAUGAGCGAGAUUCGACUAGUUUGAGGUCACGAGAGAGCGGAAGCCAAAAUACUGGGAGUCAACUUCUGUAUGAUCCAAAUAAUCACAUGAUUCCAUAUGGACGCCAAGAUAUGGUGCUUCCGGAGCGAAUUCAUGAACAUAUUUACGCAGAAUCCGCUAUGAUCAUCAUUCUGACGUUUCUUGCUACGAAUAAAUUAUACACUGCCUUGGAAUCAAUAAUAUCCUUGUAUGUUAACACUGGAACAGUGCUGGUAUGGGCUACUGGACGCAACCUGAGCAAAUCCAUACCUUCCAGCGCUUUCUUAGCGGGAGUCUCGAAUUCCUGCAAAAGCGCCAAGUUUGGGGACCGUAAAGAAUAUCGCAAAAGGAAAACAAAAUUGUACCUCGAAAAGAAUGACCUUCUUCUGGUCAUCAAAGAAGAACUGCAGCACCACAGUUGGUGCUUAAGAUUAAAGAAAACAGAGGGAUGCGGUUCAAGCGUAUUUUCCAAUCUGUCAUCCCCCUCCACCUUCCCCAACUUGUCAGCCAUUGAGGCAGCAAGUAAAACCAACCUACUGUCGCGAAAUUCAUUGACAAAAGAAUUCAGAGGCAAAUUUAUUAUCUCACCUAAUUUUCGAGAUGAGGAAAUGUUCACCAUCAACAGAUUUCGAAGCCAUCCACGGUUGAGAAGCAUUCAAGUUGCGUUCCUUCAAAAUUUUGGUAACAUUGCCAUCAACAAUGUGUUAGCGACAACCCUGAUACGAUGGACAGAGGUGCAAAGGCAUAUGGACAUUUCCACACACCAAACUGAGAAUCCUUCAGAACAAAUUCCACGCAGAUCUGGACCUAUGGGGCUUUUACGUGGAAAUUUCGCGCCAGGAUCCACGCUUUGCGCCAUGAAUCCAUGCGAAACACGCUGCCGCUUGGGCAGUGCCUUACAGCGCUCUAGGAUGGGUAUGUGGAUGAUUCGAAAAUGCUUUGAGAGCGUGGGGCUUUCGUUGGAUCACACAGCUACCUACUUCUCGUUUUUGGAUGGCUCAACAUUCUAUUUUGCGCACGAUAUACCAAGUUCUUUCGCCAGGCUUUACACGCGGCUUUUUGUACUUCCUGCACUGCUCGCUGCUGCUGCACGAUCGUUCUCAUUACCUUUGCCAAUUGAUGUCAAAGCGAAACAUCUCCUCGAGAACAAGUUGGCACACAACUGGAAUGAACUGAUCGUGAGUAUUAAAUAA